GAUUUCAAGUACUCUCCAUUCCCAGUGCCUUUAGCUGCAGAUCACCGGACUGAGGGUAGCAAUAGGCGGCGGCACGAUUAGCAUAAAUGGUUCACGUAUCCUUUUAUCGAAACUAUGGGAAGACUUUUAAGAAGCCCCGUCGUCCCUAUGAGAAGGAACGACUGGAUGCUGAGUUGAAGUUGGUUGGAGAGUAUGGCCUGAGGUGCAAGAGGGAACUUUGGAGGGUUCAAUAUGCUUUGAGCCGAAUCAGAAAUGCUGCAAGAAAUCUUCUUACUUUGGAUGAGAAGGAUCCGCGUCGUAUUUUCGAGGGUGAAGCCCUUCUGAGGAGGAUGAACAGAUAUGGACUGCUGGAUGAGAGUCAAAACAAGCUCGAUUAUGUCUUGGCUCUCACGGUGGAAAACUUCCUUGAGCGCCGCCUCCAAACACUUGUGUUUAAGGCGGGUAUGGCUAAGUCAAUUCACCAUGCUAGAGUGCUUAUUAGACAAAGGCAUAUCAGGGUUGGGCGACAAGUUGUCAAUGUACCAUCUUUCAUGGUGAGGGUAGAUUCCCAGAAACACAUUGAUUUCUCUCUUACAAGUCCUUUUGGUGGUGGUCGUCCUGGUAGAGUGAAGAGAAAGAACCAGAAGGCUGCUGCAAAGAAGGCUUCUGGUGGUGAUGGAGACGAGGAGGAUGAAGAGUAAGCCUAGCAACCCAGGGAUUUUGUCUUAUGCUCUCAUGUACUGUCGUUGUCGAACUCUUUAUGUUUUUUGUCUAGAUAUUUAAAUUUGAAAAUUCUAAGCUUCAUGGUCUUUUUGAUUCUUAACAUUUUCAAGUUAUUGUUAUUUGUAAUUGAAUUUUUGGCAGCUCGUUACAUUAUAUGUUUUCUUAAUUUAGUUUUGGAGAGUUGCAAUGCUUAGAGGGACACUUUGGGUA
Molecule: messenger RNA, 912 nt
Organism: Olea europaea var. sylvestris
Lineage: Eukaryota; Viridiplantae; Streptophyta; Magnoliopsida; Lamiales; Oleaceae
Product: 40S ribosomal protein S9-2-like
Exons: 3
Coding region: 87-680 (197 amino acids)
Biological process (GO): translation; positive regulation of translational fidelity
Cellular component (GO): cytosolic small ribosomal subunit
Molecular function (GO): rRNA binding; structural constituent of ribosome
Source: RefSeq, a predicted model, not a curated record